Molecule: messenger RNA, 690 nt
Organism: Aureobasidium pullulans EXF-150
Lineage: Eukaryota; Fungi; Ascomycota; Dothideomycetes; Dothideales; Saccotheciaceae
Product: cutinase-domain-containing protein
Exons: 2
Coding region: 1-690 (229 amino acids)
Biological process (GO): carbohydrate catabolic process
Cellular component (GO): extracellular region
Molecular function (GO): cutinase activity
Source: RefSeq, a predicted model, not a curated record
AUGGGCGGUCUAGGCUCAAGCAGCACCGGCAGCUCUGACUCUUCCGCUUCGACCGGUACAGCUACCACUGAUUCAUCGUCUGGCUCUUCUGGAUUUGGCUCGCUCGGCUCGCUCGGUUCUUUCACUGGCUCUGCUGGCGGUGCUGUUCCUAGCAACGAUGUUACCAGCAACACUGGAUGCAAGAAGGUCACCUUCAUCUUCGCUCGCGGUACCACUGAAAUGGGCACUCUCGGCUCGGUUGUUGGCCCCGGUCUUGCUCAAGAUCUGAUCAAGGACACUGGCUCUUGCUCCGUGCAAGGUGUUGAUUAUCCAGCUGAUGCCGCUGGCAACGCAAACAUGGGCGCCUCCGGCGGUCCCAAGAUGGCCGCUCUCGCCAACCAGGCUCUUAAGCAGUGCCCCGACACCAAGAUCAUCCUCGGUGGUUACUCUCAAGGCGCCAUGGUCGUCCACAACGCCCUCAACUCUGUCGACGGCUCCAAAAUUGCCGCCGUCACUGCUUUCGGUGACCCGAUGAACGGACAGACCUUCAAGGGUGUUGAUGACAGCAAGGUCGUCCGCUACUGCGGCUCUUCCGAUUUCGUGUGUGACAUGUCCGGCAAGACCCAAGGCACCGGCUCUCACAUCUCCUACGGCUCCAACUUGGCCGAGGCCGCUUCUCGCCUGGCCCAAAUCGUUGGCGUCAAGGCUUAA